Molecule: messenger RNA, 915 nt
Organism: Brassica napus (rape)
Lineage: Eukaryota; Viridiplantae; Streptophyta; Magnoliopsida; Brassicales; Brassicaceae
Product: protein POLLEN DEFECTIVE IN GUIDANCE 1-like
Exons: 6
Coding region: 28-606 (192 amino acids)
Biological process (GO): maintenance of protein localization in endoplasmic reticulum
Cellular component (GO): endoplasmic reticulum membrane
Source: RefSeq, a predicted model, not a curated record
UCCUCUUCUUUGGACUGGAAACAGCUUAUGGCUGAUGAUCCUGAUUUUCUUAGUGCUGAGACGAGGUCACCUAUGAAGUACUUUACGGGGGAGAUUUAUGGUGGGGUCUCGUUACGGAGCACAGUUGCUUCUGGGAAUGAUGUUGAACGGGAGAGGAUAUAUGAUAUGAUCUUCCGCUUGCCUUGGCGAUGCGAAGUGCUUCUACACACUGGCUUUUUUGUCUGCGUCAACUCAUUUCUGUCAUUGUUGACUGUCAUGCCAAUAAGAGUCCUGCUGACAUUCUGGGAUGCUUUUAAGAACAGGCAGCUCAGGAGGCCUUCCUCAUCGGAGCUGUCUGAUCUUGCUUGUUUUCUUGUUUUGGCUUCUGGUACCAUUCUUCUUGGCAGAACAGAUAUCAGCUUAAUUUACCAUAUGAUUCGUGGUCAAAGUACCAUAAAACUAUAUGUGGUUUAUAAUAUCUUAGAGAUAUUUGAUAGACUCUGUCAAAGCUUUUGUGGAGAUGUAUUUGGGGCUCUGUUCAGUUCCGCAGCGGGACUGGCUGUUUCCCCUCCUGAGAUUGUAAAUUGUAAAUUUUUUAUCUUAUUUUUGAUAUUGUGUUUUUUAUAGAAGCAUAAUUAUAAAAAAAGCAUAAUUCAAACAAAAAUUGUAAAUUUUUGACGUGUUUUUAAAUAAGAUAUUUUAGAAGCGUUUUAGAAGUGAGAUUAUGUAAGUUCCCAUAGGAUUCCGAAUUAAUAAUUCCGGUGGGAUGCGGACGUCCGAUGAAGUUCCGGUGCAAUUCUAGAAACAAGCCUAUAUUUCAUUAGUUUUAAGUUUCCCCCCCGACUAUUUUAUUGUAGGUAUAGUUUUACAUAGCUACCCGAAACAAAAAAAAAAUAUUUUGAAAAUCAUUAAAUUUAAACCUUUUUCCAAUAAAAA